AUGAGUGGGUCAGUGAUCAUGGGCAUGGGGCCAUGGCUGGCGGCUGGCUGUCCAGCCAGCUUUGUGCUUGGCAUUGGCAGCAAAACUUCUGAGUUCUUGAGCCGACUGGACACAGAGUUACCGAACAGAACUGCCUGUCACAUUGCUCUUCGCAACCCACAGUCCUCAACAUGGGCCAGAAGCUGGGCUUAUAAGGAUUCUCUAAGAAAAGAAGAAAAUGAAAAAUUGCAGAAGAUGAAGAAUGAACAACAUCGGAAGAGUGAAUUACUGGAACUUAAGCGACAGCAGCAAGAGGAAGAAAGAGCCCAAAUCCACCAAACUGAACACAGGAGGGUAAAUAAUGCUUUUCUGGACCGACUCCAAGGCAGAAGUCAACCAGGUGGCCUCGAGCAGUCUGGAGGCUAUUGGAAUAUGAAUAGCGGUAACAGCUGGGAUAUAUGA
Molecule: messenger RNA, 441 nt
Organism: Galeopterus variegatus (Sunda flying lemur)
Lineage: Eukaryota; Metazoa; Chordata; Mammalia; Dermoptera; Cynocephalidae
Gene: EPSTI1
Product: epithelial stromal interaction 1 (breast)
Exons: 6
Coding region: 1-441 (146 amino acids)
Source: RefSeq, a predicted model, not a curated record